AUGCCCACUAUCCGCACACCAACUGCUUGGGGAGUUGUGCGAAUUACGUUUUUCGUGGUUCACACCGCUUCGUCUGCUCAAAAGCUUCGAAAAUGGAGAUACAAUUACAUGGUAUUUGUCCAUGAAAUAUUAAUGGUUUGUGAAAUUAAUGCUUAUCAGACUGCAUCGAGAUCGAAAAAGUGCAAGAAUCUUGGAAGCGGCUCGCCUCUCGUUCCUCACUCGUGUUGUGAGAACCUUGGGAAGCUGAGCAAAGAUGAUGGCAGGUCGCGUCGUGUUGGUAGUGUUGGCGCAGUGGUGGCAGCGGCGUUGGCAGAGGCCAGCUACCCCCGCCCCCAACCAGCCCCCUGCUACCCUAAGGUCAAAUACGUGACCCAGUACCAGACUCAGGUCCAGCAGGUCCCAGUCUACAGCACCGUCUACAAGACCCAGGUCGUCCCAACCACUCUCUACCAGACCCAGUACCAAACCCAGUACCAGACACAGUACGAAACCGAAUACGUGCCGAGGUACGUCACCCAGACGGUCUACAAGACGCAGGUGCAGUACCAGACCCAGACCCAAGUCCAGUACAAGACCCAGUACCAACCCCAGUACAUCACCACCACAGCUUACAUUCCCAGCUACGUCACCCAGACCGCGUACCAGACCGUAUACAAGACCCAAAUCCAGUACCAAACCCAGUACAAGACCCAGGUGGUACCCCAGUACGUCACCAAGACCGAAGUCCAGUACCAGACCCAGUACCAGACCCAAGUCGUUCCCCAGUACCACACCGUCACCCAAACCCAGCAGUCCUACGUGACCAAGUGCCCCAAGCCCGCCUAUGGGUAUUAAACGGAGAAAGAGACGGUCGUGGAAAUUGCGAUGUAAAUAAAUCGGUGGUAAUUUAA
Molecule: messenger RNA, 890 nt
Organism: Penaeus vannamei (Pacific white shrimp)
Lineage: Eukaryota; Metazoa; Arthropoda; Malacostraca; Decapoda; Penaeidae
Source: RefSeq, a predicted model, not a curated record